Zea mays is the source of this 1410-nucleotide messenger RNA. Its product is annotated as putative pectinesterase 11. Bases 184 to 1179 code for a protein of 331 amino acids. The record is from RefSeq and is a predicted model, not a curated record. Gene Ontology annotation, molecular function: pectinesterase activity. The transcript has 5 exons. NCBI's taxonomy places the organism in Eukaryota, Viridiplantae, Streptophyta, Magnoliopsida, Poales, Poaceae. Gene Ontology annotation, biological process: cell wall modification; pectin catabolic process.
UGCAAGUGUAUAGCCAGCGGUUGACCUGGCUUCUUCACAUACACUAUUAUACGUACAUUGAUAUAUACGAACCGUCCUGGUUCUUGCACCACCGCCGCACCGAUUCGCGCGAAAGCGAACUCCGUGCCUUAGGGCCGAAUCAUCACCGUCGUCCGAUCGAUCCGGGACCGGGACUCGGGAAGCAUGUUGUUAAAUGGCGACAGCAGGCGGGCCGCGGCGACAGCAGCAGCGCUGCUGGCUCUCGCCGCCUGCUUCUGCGCAGCUACUGGAGACGGGGAUAUGGCGGGCCCGCGGCCGCUCGUCCUCGUGGUUGACCAGUCCGGCAAGGGCGACCACAGGAGGAUUCAGGACGCCAUCGAUGCGGCGCCGGCGAGCAACCGCUCCGCCGGCGGCCGCGGCAGCGUCGUCAUCCGGAUCAAGCCCGGAGUGUACAGAGAGAAAGUGGUGGUGGACAAGCCUUGCAUAACUCUCGUCGGCGCGACCGCCGCCAGCUCGACCGUCGUCAUCACCUGGAACGAGUCCUGGGUCGCCGCCGACAGCCCGACAGUCUCCGUGCUGGCCUCCGACUUCGUCGCGAAGCGCAUAGCGUUCCAGAACACGUUCGGGACUAGCGGGCCGGCGGUCGCCGUGAGGGUGGCCGGAGACAGGGCGGCGUUCUACGGGUGCAGGUUCACGUCGUUCCAGGACACGCUCCUGGACGACACGGGCCGCCACUACUACCGUGGCUGCUACGUCCAGGGAGGCACCGACUUCGUCUUCGGCAACGGCAAGGCUCUGUUCGAUAAGUGCCACCUCCACUCCGUCUCGCCGGCCGGCGGCGCGUUCACGGCGCACAGACGGUCGUCGGAGUCGGAGGACACUGGGUUCAGCUUCGUCGGGUGCAAGCUGACGGGGCUCGGGGCCGGCACGUCCGUCCUCGGGAGACCCUGGGGUCCCUACUCCCGCGUCGUCUUCGCGCUCAGCUACAUGUCCGGCACGGUGAGGCCCCAGGGCUGGGACGACUGGAGCGACUCCUCCAGACAGAGCAGGAGCAGGACAGCGUUCUACGGGCAGUACCAGUGCUACGGGGAAGGCUCCAGAACUGACGGGAGAGUUGCGUGGUCUCAUGACCUGUCGCAGGCUGAAGCUGCGCCGUUCAUCACCAAAGUUUGGGUCGGUGGACAAGAGUGGCUUCGGUAGGAAACACUGGCUAGCUGUGCUCUGUUUGGUUCGUCAACAGUGACGCUGGGAAUAAGCUAGAGCUGCAGACGCGUUAUGGCCGGUUGGUGUCGAGAGUCAGAAUGUGAACCCUAGCUCUAACAGGGUUGGGUGAUAUAUUAAUAGACUGAGUAAACUGGGUCAGGCUUAUUAAAAGGGGUGAGAUGAUCAUUACACGGGGAAGACCCCAAACCCUAAACGGGUAUUCUAACA